AUGGCAGCGGAGGAUACACGGAAAGCGGUGUCACAGCCUAUUUCAGAGGUCGGUUCUCUCUCGACAUCCCAUGGCAACCACAACAACAACAAUAACAACAACAAUAACAACAAAGAUAGUGAAGGAAGCGAAGGCACAACGUCAGCUGCUGUUGAGUCAAGUGGUGCCGAGCCCCAGAUCAUUGGGAACGGUUCUGGAAUCGGCACCAGCAGCGGCAACAAUGGUAAAUGGGUUCGUCUUAAUGUUGGUGGCACCGUAUUCCUGACCACGCGACAGACUCUUCUGAAAGAGCAGACUUCGUUUCUGUACCGACUAUGCCAGCAAGAAGACUUGCACUCUGACACGGAUGAGACUGGUGCAUACGUGAUUGACAGAGACCCUACCUAUUUUGGCCCCAUCCUGAAUUAUCUUCGACACGGCAAACUGGUCUAUAACAAGGAGCUGGCAGAGGAAGGCGUUCUGGAGGAGGCCGAGUUCUACAACAUCACGCCGCUGAUUAAGUUAAUCAAAGAGAGGAUUCUAGAGCGUGACUGCAAGGCGACACAGGUCCCUCCGAAGCACGUGUACCGGGUGCUGCAGUGUCAGGAGGAGGAGCUGACCCAGAUGGUGUCCACCAUGUCGGACGGCUGGAAGUUUGAGCAGAUGGUGAACAUUGGCUCCUCUUAUAGCUAUGGCACAGAGGACCAGGCUGAGUUUCUGUGUGUCGUGUCCAAGGAGUUGCACACAUCUGGUGGGGGUAUAGGAACAGAACAAAGCCACAAAACUAAGGCCUCGGACGUGCAGGAAGAGGAGGAUGGAGCAAGAGAUGAGGAGGAGGAGAGAGAAAGACAUGCCACACCGAAUGAGUGCGCUAGGGAUUAG
Chanos chanos (milkfish) is the source of this 861-nucleotide messenger RNA. It is a transcript of the gene kctd17, whose product is annotated as potassium channel tetramerization domain containing 17. Gene Ontology annotation, molecular function: cullin family protein binding. NCBI's taxonomy places the organism in Eukaryota, Metazoa, Chordata, Actinopteri, Gonorynchiformes, Chanidae. The coding region runs from base 1 to 861 and encodes 286 amino acids. The record is from RefSeq and is a predicted model, not a curated record. Gene Ontology annotation, cellular component: cytoplasm; Cul3-RING ubiquitin ligase complex. Gene Ontology annotation, biological process: protein homooligomerization; proteasome-mediated ubiquitin-dependent protein catabolic process. The transcript has 6 exons.